Messenger RNA from Gekko japonicus, 933 nucleotides. RefSeq names its product endonuclease/exonuclease/phosphatase family domain-containing protein 1-like. NCBI's taxonomy places the organism in Eukaryota, Metazoa, Chordata, Lepidosauria, Squamata, Gekkonidae. Gene Ontology annotation, molecular function: DNA binding. Gene Ontology annotation, cellular component: plasma membrane. The record is from RefSeq and is a predicted model, not a curated record. The annotation marks the transcript as partial. The transcript has a single exon. Gene Ontology annotation, biological process: DNA repair.
CUCCCGCGGGAUCCCGGACGGGGCCGAGGGCCGAGGUUGGUGAAGCCGCCGGAGCGGCGUCUGGUCUCGGACUCGAGCCAUGGGGGGCAACCUGGGCUGCCACCGCUCCAUCCCGCGGGACCCCUCGGACUUAUGCCACAGCCGCAAGUUCAGCGCGGCGUGCAACUUCAGCAACAUCCUGGUCAACCAGGAGCGGCUGAACAUCAACACGGCCACGGAGGAGGAGCUCAUGACCCUCCCGGGGGUCACCAGGACGGUGGCCCAGAACAUUGUGGAGUACCGGGAGUACAUCGGGGGCUUCAAGAAGGUGGAGGAUUUGGCGCUGGUCAGCGGGGUGGGCGCCGCCAGGCUGGAGCAGGUGAAGUUUGAGAUCUGCGUCAGCAGCAAGGGGAACUCGGCCCAGCACUCGCCCAGCUCUCUGCGGAAGGACCAGACCCUCGACCACCUGUCCGCUGCGAAGAUCAACAUCAACACCGCCACCUCCGCCCAGCUCAUGAGCAUCCGUGGCAUCACGGAGAAGAUCGCCAACGGCAUCGUGGAGUACCGGAAGGAGCACGGGCCUUUCAGGAGCAUUGAGGACCUGGUCAAGAUGGACUGCAUCAACUCUUCCUUUCUGGACAGGAUCCGGCACCAGAUCUUCGCGGAGAGGUCGAGGCCCCCCUCCACGAACACCAACGGCGGCGGCCUCAACUUCACGGUCAAGCCCCACCCCAGCCCCACCUCCCUCAGCCUCCAGAGUGAGGAUUUGGAUUUCCCGCCUGGGGGGCCGACUCAGAUUAUCUCCACCCGGCCCACCGUGGAAAUGUUUGGCGGGGUGAGAGAUGGGAAGCCCGUCCUGAGGGUGGCCACUUGGAACCUGCAGAGCUGCUCUGUUGAAAAAGCCAACAACCCUGGCGUGCGAGAAGUCGUGUGCAUGACCGUUCUGGAGAACAG